Phaedon cochleariae (mustard beetle) is the source of this 2637-nucleotide messenger RNA. NCBI's taxonomy places the organism in Eukaryota, Metazoa, Arthropoda, Insecta, Coleoptera, Chrysomelidae. The record is from the annotation of a GenBank genome assembly.
AUUAUCUCAUAGCAUAACUAUUGAGGAGGCAUGGGAAGUAGAAAAUCAUAGUAAGGAACAUUAUAUUAAAUUUUUAUUCUUAUUGGUGUUAAAUAAUAAAAUAAUGAACAUUUACUUCUUCUUGGACACACCCACAGUACGACCGCGACGACCAGUGGUUUUAGUGUGUUGACCACGUACACGGAGACCCCAGUAGUGUCUCAUACCUCUGUGAGCGCGGAUUUUCUUCAUGCGUUCCAAAUCUUCACGCAGUUUUGAGUCAAGACUAGAGGUCACCUGACUGUAUUUUCCAUCAAUGAUAUCCUUUUGCCUAUUCAAGAACCAGUCAGGGAUUUUGUACUGGCGAGGAUUGGACAUUAUAGUUAUGAUUUUUUCGACUUCUUCAUCAGAGCAUUCUCCUGCGCGUUUGUCCAAGUUUACAUCUGCCUUUUUCAAGACAAUAUUGGCAUAUCGUCUACCCACACCCUUGAUGGCCGUUAAGGCGAACAUCACCUUUCUUUUGCCAUCGAUGUUCGUACCCAGGAUACGAAGAAUGUGUUGGAAUUUUUCAGCAGGAAGUACAGCGGGGAUCACAAGCAGCGACAAAGUGGUACAAGACAUAUUGAACACCUUCACAGACCUCAGACAUUACUCAAGAGAAAUUGAAAAUGAACUGAAAACCACAGAAAACCAGUCGAUAAAAGUGUAUAUGAAAGAAAGUGAAAACAUAGCAAGUCUGCACAAUCAGAUAUCUGCCUGUGAUCAAAUUUUGGAACGAAUGGAAAACAUGUUACUAGAUUUCCAGAAUGAUCUUGGUAGCAUAAGUUCUGAAAUACUCACUCUGCAACGUAAAUCUAUAUCAAUGAGUCAAGAGUUGACAAAUAGGCAAGCAAUAAGAGGCCAAUUGAGUCAAUUCAUAGAUGAUAUUUCAGUUCCUGAGACACUCAUAGAGGGAAUUAUGGACCUAACUGUUACUGAUAAAGAAUUUUUGACACAACUACAGAUUCUGAACCAUAAAAUAAGUUUCUUGAAAGAGCAGAGCUUCAAAGACACCAAGUCCUGCCAUGAUGUGAAAGACAUUCUUGAAAAACUGAGAAAUAAGGCAAUGUCAAAAAUUAGAAAUUACUUGUUAGAGCAAAUAUCCAAAUUUCGCAAACCUAUGACAAAUUACCAAAUCCCCCAAAAUAACUUAUUGAAACAUAAAGGUCACUACCAAUUCUUACUCUCAAAUGAAAGGAACAUUGCUGAGGAAAUUGCUAAUGAAUAUAUAGACACCAUGAGCAAAAUAUAUUUUUCAUACUUCAAAUCAUAUGAAAGCAGAGUCAUGAAAUUGCAAUUUGAGGAAUGCACUAACAUGGAUGAUUUGAUGGGUAUUGAAGAUACAGGUACAAGAGGCAUCUUCAAUAAAUCAUUCAAGCAUAAAGCCACUGUUUUCACUAUUGGAAAUAGGGGGGAUGUCUUAGCUCAGCAGUUAGAAGCUCCAAUCAUUGUCCCACAUGCUGAAACCAGGAACAGGUAUCCAUUUGAGGAUUUGUUUCGUAGUAUUCAAUAUGCUUUAGUUGAUAAUGCCUGUAGGGAAUACCUCUUUAUAAGUGAAUAUUUCAUGGCAAAAAAUCAAGCUGCACUGGAUUUAUUCAACAAAAUUAUGGAAAAAACUUUGACCCUCCUUCAGAAAAAUCUAAGGACUUACAUGUCUUCCUGCUUUGAUUCCAUAGCAGUCUUCUUAUGUUUCCAUCUAGUUUUGAGGUACAAAAUAAUGUGUCAUAAAAGAUGUGUCCCAGCCUUAGAUGAGCACUGGGAAAUGUUGGAAAAUAUUUUACUCCCAAGAUUCCAAUAUAUUGUUCAACUGAAUAUCAAAAGUAUCAGAGACUGUGAUGUAACAAAGUUUAAUCUGGAAUUGGGACCUCAUUAUAUUGCUAGAAGGUAUGCAGAAUUCAGUGCUGCCCUAGUAGGAAUAAGUGAAAAUUUCCCAAAUGAACUAGUCAGUAAAUUGUUGGCAGAACUCCAGGAGGAAGUAGAAAUGUUCAUUUUCAGAAUGGCAGGAGCAUUUAUAGAACGCAAAGAUCAACUGAUAUUCCUGAUAAAUAACUAUGAUAUGAUAUUGAGCAUAAUCAUGGAAAGGACUAGAGACAAUUCCAAGGAGGCAGAAGUAUUUAAAUCAAGAUUAGCUGCUAAAAGUGGAGAAUAUGCAGAGCAGAUAUUGUUUCCUCAUUUUGGGGAAAUGAUCCAGUAUGUCAAAGAAUGUGAACAUUACUUUGAGCACAGCAAAAUAAAAGAACUGAAAGCAAUGGAACCCAAAUCUAUUGAAAUUGUUCAAAAUUUCACAAACAAUUGGAAAAAAUCCCUUGAAGAUUUGAACAGAGAAGUGUUGAUUUCAUUUCCUAACUUAGUUACUGGUUCCAGCUUACUUCAGUUAGCUCUUACUCAACUUGUGCAGUAUUACCAUCGAUUUCACAAGCUUCUGAGUCCCCAAAUUAGGGCACAGUUAGUUAAUAUUCACCUAAUAAUGGUAGAAAUGAAGAAAUACAAAACAUCUUUCUGAGAAGGAAUCUUUAUACAUGAUGAUUUAUACCAAAUUGAGUACUUAAAGCCUUUUUUAUAAUAUUGAGAUUAUUAAUUUAAUAUAUUAUUAUUUAUUAUAUCAUAAAUUUACCUGUU